Molecule: messenger RNA, 3050 nt
Organism: Chlorocebus sabaeus (green monkey)
Lineage: Eukaryota; Metazoa; Chordata; Mammalia; Primates; Cercopithecidae
Gene: F2RL3
Product: F2R like thrombin or trypsin receptor 3
Biological process (GO): blood coagulation; positive regulation of Rho protein signal transduction; phospholipase C-activating G protein-coupled receptor signaling pathway
Cellular component (GO): plasma membrane
Molecular function (GO): thrombin-activated receptor activity
Source: RefSeq, a predicted model, not a curated record
UGCUCACCAGAGGUAGGAAGUGGGGGCGUGACUUCAGGAAGGGCCCAGAGCCCUUGAUGGGCGUGGGGAUUGGAGUGAGGACAGGGUUGUCACGAGAACAGUGGCUGCAGAUGUGACCAGCUGGUAGGAAGUGGCCACUUGAGUCACAGAUGCUUCCUGGGCUGGCCAGGGACUGGGGGUGCCGGCUGCAGCUGGGACCCCUUUUGUAUCUUGCUAGCCUGGCACCUGGGUGCCCGGGAGGCGCCACGGCUGGACACAGCGAGCUGGGCACCCCGGCCUCCAUAACCCACACUCCAGUCCUCCCACGGGCUGGCUGUCGAGCGGCCCUGGUGAGUCUGCGGGGGCAGGGGCAGCCUUCCCGGUUUAUCUCCCCUGGCAUGAUCUGCUCAUCCGCCCAGGCUCCAUCCAGAAGCUAGGGCUCAGGGUCUGGCGAAGCAGGAAGCCUGAGGCCACAGCCCAAAGCAGCCUGAGUGCAGUCAUGUGGGGGCGACUGCUCCUGUGGCCCCUGGUGCUGGGGUUCAUCGUGUCUGGCGGCACCCAGACCCCCAGCGUCUAUGACGAGGGUGGGAGCACCGGAGGCAGCGAUGAGAGCACGCCCUCAAUCCUGCCGGCCCCCCGCGGCUACCCAGGCCAAGUCUGUGCUAAUGACAGUGACAUCCUAGAGCUCCCGGACAGCUCACGGGCGCUGCUUCUGGGCUGGGUGCCGACCAGGCUGGUGCCCGCCCUCUAUGGGCUGGUCCUGGCGGUGGGGCUGCCGGCCAACGGUCUGGCCCUGUGGGUACUGGCCACGCGGGCACCUCGGCUGCCCUCCACCAUGCUGCUGAUGAACCUGGCAGCCGCUGACCUCCUGCUGGCCCUGGCACUGCCCCCGCGGGUCGCCUACCACCUGCGUGGCCAGCGCUGGCCCUUCGGGGAGGCCGCCUGCCGCUUGGCCACGGCCGCACUCUACGGCCACAUGUAUGGCUCGGUGCUGCUGCUGGCUGCUAUCAGCCUGGACCGCUACCUGGCCCUGGUGCACCCACUGCGAGCCCGCACCCUGCGUGGCCGGCGCCUGGCCCUUGGACUCUGCAUGGCUGCCUGGCUCAUGGCAGCCGCCCUGGCACUGCCCCUGACACUGCAGCGGCAGACCUUCAGGCUGGCACGCUCCGAUCACGUGCUCUGCCAUGAUGUGCUGCCCCUGGACGCACAGGCCUCCCACUGGCAACCGGCCUUCACCUGCCUGGCGCUGCUGGGCUGUUUCCUGCCCCUGCUGGCCAUGCUGCUGUGCUACGGGGCCACCCUGCGCACGCUGGCGGCCAGCGGCCGGCGCUAUGGCCACGCGCUGAGGCUGACCGCGGUGGUGCUGGCUUCCGCCGUGGCCUUCUUCGUGCCCAGCAACCUGCUGCUGCUGCUGCAUUAUUCGGACCCGAGCCCCAGGGCCUGGGGCAACCUCUACGGCACCUACGUGCCUAGCCUGGCACUGAGUACCCUCAACAGCUGCGUGGAUCCCUUCGUCUACUACUACGUGUCGGCCGAGUUCAGGGACAAGGUGCGGGCGGGGCUCUUCCGACGGUCGCCGGGGGACACCGUGGCCUCCAAGGCCUCUGUGGAAGGGGGCAGCCAGGGCAUGGGCACCCACUCCUCUUCGCUCCAGUGACACAAAGUGGGGAAGGCCGUACUGGGUCGAACAGAGUCCCUUCCCCUACUUCAUGUCCUUCUUGGGACCUCAGAAUGUGACUUUAUUUGGAAAUAGGGUCAUUACAACUGUCACUAGUGGAGGUCACUUUGGAGAAGGGUGGGCCUUACAUCCAGUGUGGGUGGUGUCCUCAUAAGAUAAGGAGAAGCCAGGCCUGGUGGCUCACGCCUGAAAUCCCAGCACUUUGGGGGCCAAGGCGGAUGGAUCACUUGAGCCCAGAGGUUCAACGUCAGCCUGAGCAACCUGGUAAAACUCUCUCUCUACCAAAAAUACGAAAAUUAGCUCGGCGUGGUGGCGGGUGCCUGUAAUCCUAGCUACUCAGGAGGCUGAGGCAGGAGGAUCACUUGAACCCAGGAGGCAGAGGUUGCAGUGAGCCGAGAAUGCACCACUAGACUCCAACCUGCGUGACAGAGUGAGACGCUGUCUCUAAAUUAAUUAAUCAAUUUAAUUCAAUUUUUAAAAGACGAAAAGAGAUGGCCAGGUGUGGUGCCUCACGCCUAUAAUCUCAGCAUUCCUGGAGGCGAAGAUGGGAGGACUGCUUGAGGCCAGGAGUUUGGGACCAGCCUGGGCAACACAGAGGGAUCCCAACUCUACAGAAAAAAAAAUUGUUUUUUAAACGAACCAGGCAUUGUGGCACGCGCCUAUAGUCCCAGCCACUCAAGAGGCACAGGCGGGAGGAUCACUUGAGCCUGGGAGGUUGUGGUCGCUGUCAGCUAUGAUUAUACCACUGCACUCCAGCCUGGGCAACAGAGCAAGACCUUGUCUCAAAAAUAAACAAACUAAAAAAAGAAGAUGAGAGACAGCUGGGUGCAGUGGCUCACACCUGCAAUCCCAGCACUUUGGGAGGCCGAGUUGGGCAGAUCACCUGAGGCCAGGAGUUCAAGACCAGCCUGGCCAACAUUGUGAAACCCCAUCUCUACCAAAAAUACAAAAAUUAGCCAGGCGUGGUGGUGGGCACCUGUAGUCCCAGCUACUGGGGAGGCUGAGGCAGGAGAAUCACUUGAACCUGGGAGGCAGAUGUUGUGGUCAACUGAGAUGGUGCCACUGCACUCCAGCCUGGGCAAAAGAGCGACUCUGUCUGCGCCCCCACCGCACCCCCACCGCCAAAAAGAUAAAAAGAAGAGGACACAGAGACACACACAGAAGAAAGCCAUGUGGCGACAGAGGCAGAGAUGGGAGUGGUGCGGACGGACACAAACUUAAGGGAUGCCAAGAUGCCAAGCACAGCCAGCAGCCACCAGCAGCCACCAGCAGCCAUGAGCCAGGCCUGGGACGGGCUCUCCCUCACAGCCUCCGGAGGGAACCAGCCCUGCGCCACCCUGACCUUGGACUCUGGCCUGCAGAAUUGAGAGAUAAUAAACUCCCAUUGUUUUAA